AUGAGUUCAAUUUUUAUAUUUUUAGCAAUCGCAUUUGUAGUUUCCGACAUUUCCGUAGCCCAACAGCCACUCGUGAGAGAUGGAUGUCCAGAUUCUUGCAGUACUAUGGAUGUUCGAAUGUCAAAUGACAAGCUCGCUGGAAUUUGGUAUUUACACGCGAGUAUUCCUCGCUUCUUUGAAGAAGAGAUGAAAUGCACUUACAUCAAUGUCACGGAAUUGGAAGAAGAUCAUCUUUAUUUUGUGAAACAUGAGUUCAAUAAUAACACGAACGAGCCUAGGGAGACAUUUGGGGCGAUUGAGUUUGCAAAGGAUGGAGCUACAAAUAUUUACUAUACCGAUUUAUUUCUUCCAUUCGCUUAUGAUACAAUUGCUUUGAGCGACGAUUAUUGGGUCUUGACUACUUGCAAUGAACAUGGAUUUUAUUCAUCAGAUGGAUCUGGAUCCUAUGCUUAUAUCUUCACGAGGCUACAAUAUCCACCAUGUGAAAUGAAUUCAGAGAUUGUAGAUAUUUUGGGAGAGUGUGGAAUCGACAAAGACUAUUUGAUGGAACAGGACCAAAACAGUUGCUCAUUUUGCUGAUUAUCAAAUAAUAUUAAUGUAAAAUAAAGACUUAAGUAAACUUCACUAAAAAUUAACGGUUUUAAUUUAUUCAAACCUGUAGAAGCUCAAAG
Molecule: messenger RNA, 671 nt
Organism: Chironomus riparius
Lineage: Eukaryota; Metazoa; Arthropoda; Insecta; Diptera; Chironomidae
Source: the annotation of a GenBank genome assembly